AUCAAACACCGCCGCAAAUAAAAACAACACCAGAACCACCGACAGCACCACCAUCACAAGAACGGCCACACGUAAAACCACAGGUGGAACUAUCACCAACACCGGACGUUCCAGCAGAGGGAAAAAGCCUACCAGCAGCAAGAGUCUCAAGGACCCCAACAGAAGAAACCCACAAGACGCCGUUGUCAGAAACCAACACGGAGCCCGAAACAAAGCUACAACCUUUAAAAGAUGAAGUGCAAGAGCAAAAUGGUAGUCCCACCAACCAAUCGCACGUAUUGAAGAAUGCAGCUACCGACAGGCUAGCGGAAACGACAGCAUCAUCCAUCUCCAAAAUUGGCAGUGAUGAUGCUCAACGGCCUUCCUCCAACGAACCACAGGACGGCUCCGAAACUGCUAAUACUGAUGUUGCUCUUACAGUCGGUGAGGCAGCGCCACAAACAGCAAAACCGGUCACAGUCGCUCAGGCAAAUGAUACGGUGACGCCUGGCGACAGUGACAGCAGCACCGCGGUUUCCCACACCACCUCCCCUCCUUUGCUUCUUGUUGUUGCGUGUGUGGCUGCUGCGGUGGUGGCCGCGUGA
Trypanosoma cruzi is the source of this 584-nucleotide messenger RNA. Its product is annotated as mucin-associated surface protein (MASP), putative. Lineage: Eukaryota; Euglenozoa; Kinetoplastea; Trypanosomatida; Trypanosomatidae. The record is from RefSeq and is a predicted model, not a curated record. The annotation marks the transcript as partial. The transcript has a single exon.